This is a messenger RNA of Trichomycterus rosablanca, 1743 nucleotides long. It is a transcript of the gene klhl35, whose product is annotated as kelch-like family member 35. The record is from RefSeq and is a predicted model, not a curated record. Lineage: Eukaryota; Metazoa; Chordata; Actinopteri; Siluriformes; Trichomycteridae. Gene Ontology annotation, molecular function: protein binding. The transcript is spliced from 6 exons. The coding region runs from base 1 to 1743 and encodes 580 amino acids.
AUGAAUUCUGGUAGUGAGAGUGACUCCUUGUCAGACUGCAGUUCCAAGGCAGGUUCCUGCUCUAACUCUGACCACGGUGAGCAGAUCCUGCAGUUCCUGAACAUCCUCAGGAAGAACGCCGUCUUCACCGAUGUUGUCCUGCAAAUAGAAGGUCGUGAGUUUCCAUGUCAUCGUGCCAUGCUUUGUGCCAACAGUCUCUACUUCCGGUCCAUGUUUAUGGGCCAGUUACGAGAGAGCGGUCAGUCCGUGGUACAGCUACAUGAUGUAUCGUCUGCUGCCCUACAGCAUCUGCUGGACUUUAUUUACCAGGGUCAUGUGGAACUCCAGGAGGACAGUGUGGAAAUGGUUUUUCAGGCUGCUCACAUGCUGGAUGUGCCUCUGCUCACCCAAGCCUGUGUUGACUUUCUGAAGACGCGUGUGUGUCACCUGAACUGCCUGGGCCUGAUAUACUUCGCCAAGCACUACUCGCUCCAGCCGCUGAUGGAGCAGUGCGAGAAUUUGCUGUAUCACGACUUUGACCUUGUAGCAAAGCAAGAAGAGUUCCUGGAGCUGCCACUGGAAAAGGUGAUAGAGCUUCUGGACUCAGAAAAGCUAAAAAUGAAGGAGGAGGUGCUGGUCGAGACCGCAUUGCUGUGGGUUCAUCACCAGCAAAAGGAGAGGAAACCAGAUCUGGUGAAACUGCUGGAGAGGCUACGACUGCCUCUUCUGGACCCUGUGUUCUUCACCAACACACUGGAGGCCGACCAACUGGUCCAGGAAUGCCAGGACUGCAGAAGCUUGCUGCAGGAGGCCAGGCUGUACCGCAUGUAUGGACGAGAGAUCAGCUCCGAGCGAACUAAACCCAGAAGGCAAUCUGGCUGGGCUGAGGUGAUCGUGGUUAUCGGAGGUUGUGACAGAAGGAUUUCUGGACUCUCCUUUGCUAAGAAAUUGGAUCCCACCACAGGGAAAUGGUUUCCUUCUCCCAGUGUACCUGGCUACUCAAAAUACGAGUUUGCUGCCUGUGAACUCCAUAAUGACAUUUAUUUAUCAGGCGGGCAGCUGAACAGCUCUGAUUUGUGGCGCUUCAUGUCUCAGCUCGGUCAGUGGGUUCGUGUGGGCAGCCUGCUGAAGGGCAGGUGGCACCAUAAGAUGGUUUCUCUUUGUGGAAAGCUGUAUGCUGUCGGAGGUUGUGAUGGGUAUCAGAGGCUGAGCAGCGUGGAGUGUUUCAGCGUGCAUGAAAACGCAUGGAAGGCCGUGGCACCCCUGUUGCUGCCCGUCAGUUCGGCGGCGGUGGCCAGCUGUUCUGGAAAGCUUUACGUGAUCAGUGGCGCUGUGACUGACGAAUGCAACAACAACAGGGUGCAGUGCUACGACCCUGUGAGUAAUAAAUGGACGUACAUGUCGACGUGUCCAUUCUCUCAGAGAAACAUAAGCGCAGUAUCACUGAACGGCUUCAUUUAUGUGGCUGGAGGUCUGCUGGACAGGCUGUUCUGCUACGAACCCAGAAAUGACUCCUGGAGCAAACUGGUUGAGCUGCCAAUGAAAUUGGAAAGUUGUGGGCUGACAGUUUGUGAUGGGAAGGUGUACAUCAUGGGCGGCGAGGACGAGCUGGCAGUUGUCACUGACCGUACGUGGGUAUUUGACCCACAGAAUGGCAGGCAGACUGAAGAUACGCCACUCACAUGCAGUCUGAGCAACCACUGCUGUGUUACCAUCACACAACGACUACAGCAAGAGCCAAGCGUUCUGUCUGAGGGGAAAUAA